This is a messenger RNA of Parasteatoda tepidariorum (common house spider), 2938 nucleotides long. Its product is annotated as protein FAM98A. NCBI's taxonomy places the organism in Eukaryota, Metazoa, Arthropoda, Arachnida, Araneae, Theridiidae. Gene Ontology annotation, cellular component: tRNA-splicing ligase complex. The record is from RefSeq and is a predicted model, not a curated record.
AAAACCUAAGCAUACCGUGCUCUAUCUUUUUGUUAAUAUGUUGAUGCGAGUUUCGUGUUUCGUUGUUGUUCCAGUCCAGUUUCAUCUUUUGACAACUCAUAAAGAUAUAAAAUUUUUUUGCUAGUUAUUUAGCUUAUUUAUUAUUUAACAUUUUUCAAUUUUGUAUGCUCUCUUGAAAUAUUGAAUUUCCAAAUGGAUUUUCAAACCAGAUUGAGUCAACUUUAUGACGAUCUCAUAAAUCUUGGGUAUCCAGCAGGAAGUAUUAAAAAGGAAGAUUUUUGCAAUGCAUUCUGCAACUCGCAGCCAAAUAUGUUGUUUGUCAACAUUUCAGCUUGGUUGAGUGUUCAACUAGUAGAGUUCUCCUCUGUUGAAAGUAAAAUUAGCCCAUUUGAAGAAGGAGAUGAUUUUCUAGGAUUUAUGGUCGAAAUAAGUUCUUUGUUGAAAGAACUAAAUUGCCCCAUUAAGAAAAUUUCUAGUGGACCAUUAGACAGUAGACUGUCUAAUUCUCAAGACCAGACUGAUGCUCUAGUUUUUCUGUGUUCUGAACUUCAAGCAGCUAAGCUGAUUUUCCUAAAGAAACCUAAAGAGUCUACACCAAUGAAAAUUGAAUUAGAAGAAUCAAGAACAGCUAAAGAAUUAAAAGAAAUGUUAAUAGCUCUAAGUUUUGGAAAGCCUCCUGAUAGCAUAACUACUCAAAUGCUUUUUGGAGAAGUUGAUAAAAAGGUUAAGUUAUUAAGUCAACCUUUGCCACCCAAAAACUUUGUGGAGGAACGACUUUUCUCUGGAUACUUGACUGAAAAGCAGUGGUUUCAGAUUGAUGAUAUGUAUCGAGAAUUAUUUCAAGAAUAUCAAACAAGAAGGCAGCUUUUAAUUACCAGACUUGAAGUGACAGUUGAAUCAUUUUUAUGGUCUGAUAGAUUGAAGAAUAAAGUAGAAGAAAUUCGAAAUAUGUUUAACAAGCAGAAACCUCAGUUAUCUUUAAAACCUCUUGUGAAAAUUUCAGACAUUCUUGCUGCGUCAAGUGAUUUGCUUACAAUUGAAAAAACUAGUUGUGCUGCUGUUAGAAAAAAUACCAAAUGUACCAUAAACAAAGUUAUAAUUGGUUCGGUUCCAGAUCGUGGUGGUCGGCCAGAAGAGCAACAGCCUCCCCCACCUGAGAUUCCCAGCUGGCAAAAGAAUGAUUCUUCCUCAAGGGGUGGCUUUAACAAAUCUGCUGACAACAGGUCUAGGCAAGGAGAUAAUUCAUAUCAGCAAGAUAGGCAAAGACAAUAUCAAGCUCCUAGGGAUGAUCGGCAAAGAAAAGAUCAGCACUAUAGUCAUGAUAAUUCCCGUCAACAAUUUAGGAACCGUGAUCCAUAUAAUAUGAACGACAUGGCUAGGCAGCCGCCAAUCAAUGCAAACAGAAUGGAUUACAAUCCUGUGUUCACGCCUGUUCAGCAAGUUAAUCCAUACACCUCUCAAUUUGGAUUCGGUGGCUAUGGUCCAGCUGGAGAUAACUUUUCUCAAUUUGGAGGCUAUGGGCAAUCUGCACCUGUUGGAGGAGAUGGUCAUGGUCAUAGAGGUGGUGGUGGUCGUGGAGGCGGAGGGAACUAUCGGGGAUCUAGACCUUAUCGUGGUAAUCCAAGGGGAGGAAGAAAUCGAUAUUAGUUAUAUUGUAUUUACUAUUUAUAUUAAAAAGUCUGCUGUUUUGUUAACAUAUGUAUACCUUUGUUAUUUCCGUAAUAGGAAAAUAAAUAAAUUAUGCUGACUGAAAUAAAGAAAAUCUAAUCAACCAUACAGCUCAGUUUUUUCUACAUUUCUAAGUGUCUAUUAAAUGAACUGAGCUAUAAAAACAUCUAAGAAUAGUAAUUUAUUGGAUGUUAAAAUCCGAGAUAACUUUUUUAUAUAGAUUUACAUAGUAUUAAAAACUUAGCACUUAAUUGUUUAUUGAAUAAAAUAUUUUGUAGCAGAGAUAAUUAAAAAUAAGUGUAAAUUGUUGGCCGUCAUGUGUCUUUAUACUUAAAACUAAUAUUUGGUUUUGCUUUAAGAUAAGUAAAAUGAGUUUUCCUUAAUCUGACAUUAUUCAUCAUGAAUUUUUGAAAUCUUAUGGAAACCCUAAUUUUUCUUAAAUAUUUCAUUUUUCAAAAAAAAAAAAAAAGAUAUCUAGUUUUAUAUUAAUAAAAAACAUUUUCCAAAAUAAUGCAAAGUUCAAACUGCACUUUUUAUCUUUCCUAAUAACCCCUUGUCUAAACCUACAGAAUUUUAUCAAAAAAUUACCUCACUUUUUAAAGUUUAGGUACUAGGUUAUUACUGCAAUUUUUGGUUAUUUUGAAAAUGCUGUUUUAUAGUUUUUCUCAGCAGCACCAUCUGUUGAUGAACAUAGUUGCUAAUUUUGAAAUUUGUUUAGUAGAAAUAAUUUGCUUUCCUAAAUAGAAUGAAUCUAAUCUUACAUUUCUAUCCCUUUUAAAUUUUCUUUAAUUAAUUUUUUCAAAUUGUCAGUUAAUUAUAUUGUUACAAAUUUAUUUAUGUGCCUCAUACAUUCUUACUAAACUGCAAAAUUUGUUAUGUAUUUAUGUUUUCUUUUUAAAAACUCCUUUACUCAUCUUUUUGUCUGAAAUUUCCAUAGAUUUCAAAAUUCAUACUCUUGUUAAUAUAAUAUUAAACUAUGCAAUCUCAGAAUAAAGAAAAUUUUAAUUAAGCACUUUUUUUUAUACUUUUGUAUGAAUCUGUGAUAAUAUUUUUCAGUACAAUAUUUUGAAAAGCUACUAGCAUUUUUUUCUUAAUUCUACUGUUUGUUUUUUCUAGUUCUACUGUUUAUUGUAACAAAAUGUAUGAACUUAUUAUAUCUCUAGACAAAUGCCUUAUUUAUCUCUUCUUUAUUAGUGCCUGCUUUUCCCAUACCUGUUUGAACUUUCAUUUUGUACUUCAUGAAUAUUCCUAAUAAAGUAUUUUGAAUGCA